UAGAAAUUCUGCCCGUCAUUUUAUAGCGUUUUCAUUUAUCGGUACGGUAGAGUUUUCUUUUUUUGGGAAAGAUUUUUUAAAAAAGUUAUUUUGUAUUUGGAAAGAAGUUGAAAUUGUGUGGAUCGCGAUAUUUUUAAAAUUUUUUAAGAAAUAAAAGUAUCAAAAGAAACUGUGUGAAAAUAAAAGGCAAUGCCGACAUCUGAGGUUCUAGUAAACAAAGUAAUUGUUCAUCCUUUGGUAUUGUUGUCUGUAGUCGACCAUUUCAAUAGAAUGGGCAAAAUAGGUAAUCAGAAAAGGGUGGUCGGUGUUUUAUUAGGUUGCUGGAGAGCUAAAGGUGUUUUGGAUGUAUCGAAUAGCUUCGCAGUCCCUUUUGACGAGGAUGACAAAGAUAAGUCAGUAUGGUUUUUGGAUCACGAUUACUUGGAAAAUAUGUAUGGAAUGUUUAAGAAAGUGAACGCAAGAGAACGUGUUGUUGGUUGGUAUCACACUGGCCCCAAAUUACAUCAAAAUGACAUAGCUAUUAACGAAUUAAUUAGACGUUAUUGUCCUAAUUCAGUCCUAGUCAUAAUUGACGCUAAACCCAAAGACUUGGGAUUGCCUACAGAAGCGUAUAUAGCCGUGGAAGAGGUGCACGAUGAUGGUUCACCUACCAGCAAAACAUUUGAACAUGUACCCAGUGAAAUUGGUGCAGAAGAAGCCGAAGAAGUGGGUGUAGAACAUCUAUUGCGAGAUAUUAAAGAUACCACUGUCGGCAGUCUAUCACAGAAAAUCACUAAUCAACUUAUGGGUUUGAAAGGCCUUAAUGCUCAACUUAGUGACAUUAAAAACUAUCUGACACGCGUGGGCGAUGGUAAAAUGCCAAUCAAUUAUCAGAUCGUUUAUCAGUUGCAAGAUAUCUUUAAUCUGCUGCCGGAUAUCACCAGUGAUCAAUUUACCGAAACUAUGUAUAUUAAGACUAAUGAUCAAAUGUUGGUUGUGUAUUUAGCCUCAAUGGUACGUUCGAUAAUUGCUUUACAUAAUUUAAUCAACAAUAAACUGACCAAUCGGGAUGCUGAAGAAGGUAAAGGAAAAACGGAAGAGAAAAGCAAGGAUAAUAAAGACAAAGAAAAUAAAGAGACUAAGGAUAAGAAAAGUGAAGAGAAAUCGGACAAAAGCAAGGAUGAGCCGAUUGGCAAAAGUGGCAAAAAAUAGGAACGGAGGGGAAAGAGAAAGAAGUCUCGCCAUAAAAAGAAACAGUGAUUGAAAUACCCUGUUGCAAGCGGGCGGGUUCUUUUAAAAACGUUUAGCCAUAAUUACUGCAAUUAACACUUACUUUCCACACACAUAAAUUUACAAAUUGCUGUUUAAAGAAUUAGGAAAUAUGUCCUUAUCACAAUAUCCUGUCCUCCCUAUCACAUACGAAGAGAAGUUUAUUGCUUUACACUAAUACAAACUAAAUGCGAAAAAUACUGCUUAUUUAUAAAUUUCAAAAAGCAAAAUUAAUAAUCACUCAAGAAACUGUUAGCACUAUCACAAAAAGCGACAACAACACAUUGUGAACAAAACCAAAAGAAAUGUUUUAACAGCUUGA
Molecule: messenger RNA, 1570 nt
Organism: Glossina fuscipes
Lineage: Eukaryota; Metazoa; Arthropoda; Insecta; Diptera; Glossinidae
Gene: Rpn8
Product: 26S proteasome non-ATPase regulatory subunit 7
Exons: 2
Coding region: 190-1191 (333 amino acids)
Biological process (GO): proteasome-mediated ubiquitin-dependent protein catabolic process
Cellular component (GO): proteasome regulatory particle; proteasome complex
Molecular function (GO): metallopeptidase activity; protein binding
Source: RefSeq, a predicted model, not a curated record